AUGCAAACACACCCUCUUCUCCUAGGCGCAGGCCUUCUCCUUUUGGUUCACCUAAUCAAUGUUCUCAUUUUCAAAACCCUCCGCAACUACCUCAAAAGCCGCAAUCUAGGAUGCGGUCCCGUACCCACCGAGCCCUACCACCUCCCCUUCGGCAUCGACACCAUCCGCCGCAGUAUCCUCGCCGACCGCGAGCAACGCACUCCCGAUUUCGUCUUCUCGCGCUUCACGGCCAUGAACCGGUACACAUGGGCCAUAUCCCUGCUCGGCACAACCAACCUCAUCACCGCCGAGCCACGCAACAUCCAAGCCCUACUCGUCACGCAAUUCGACGACUUCAUCAUGGGUACAGCUCGACGCACGAAUUUGAAGUGGGCGCUCGGGCGCAGUAUCUUUGCUGUUGAUGGGGUGGCUUGGCAUCGGGCGAGGGAGACUAUGCGGCCGCUUUUUAGUAGGGAGAAUGUUUCUAGGCUGGAGGUGUUGGAGGGGCAUGUGGGGAGUUUGUUAAGAGUCGUUGAGGAGAAAAAAGGGGGAUUGAGGGUGGAUGAGGAAGGGAGGGCGUGGUCGGCGCCCGUGAGUUUAGCGGCGUUGUUACCGAAGUUGACGAUGGAUUCGGCGACGGAAUUCUUUUUGGGGAUGAGUACGGGGUCGCUUAACAAGUUGCUUGAGGAGCAGCAACAACAGGAGCAGGAAGGCGACGAGAUUCAUGAAGAAGACAGCUUCGACCACGCAUUCGAGCGCAUGCUCUCCAUCCUCGGAACCAGAAUGCGUCUUCGCAGCUUCUAUUGGCUCUACGGCAACACCGAACUAAACAAAUGCAUAAACACUCUCCACAACUUCGUCGACCGCGCCAUCGACGCCGCAGACCAGGCGAGAAAACAGGGUUCCUCAUCCCUCCGCUACGACUUCCUCGAAACACUACGAUCGCGCUGUUCCGACCGCGCUGAAGUCCGCGAGCAAGUUCUCGGUCUGCUAGCCGCAGGUCGAGAUACGACAGCAUCACUUACAUCAUGGGUGUUCUACUGCUUAGUGCGGGACCCACGGGUAUACAACAAGCUACGUGAAAUCAUUCUCGCUGAAUUUGGGUCUUACUCGAGUACCAUUGUUGGACAGAGUAUAACGUUCGAGAAGCUGAAAAGCUGUUCUUAUCUACAGCAUGUUCUGAACGAAACACUACGCCUCCACUCCGUCGUCCCCUUCAAUUCCCGCUGCGCUAUUCGCGACACCACCCUCCCUACCGGCGGUGGCCCCUCGGGUACCCUCCCCAUCUUCGUCCCCGCGGGCACAGAAGUAAACUUCAGCACGCACGUCCUGCACCGCCGGAAAGAUCUCUGGGGCGAAGACGCCGAUGAAUUUGUACCUGAACGGUGGGAGAAGAGACGGCCGGGGUCAACGUGGCAGUACGUCCCGUUCAAUGGGGGCCCGCAGGUUUGA
Messenger RNA from Alternaria arbusti, 1431 nucleotides. RefSeq names its product alanine transaminase alt2 (gene ALT2). The record is from RefSeq and is a predicted model, not a curated record. Gene Ontology annotation, molecular function: iron ion binding; oxidoreductase activity, acting on paired donors, with incorporation or reduction of molecular oxygen, reduced flavin or flavoprotein as one donor, and incorporation of one atom of oxygen; heme binding. The transcript is spliced from 2 exons. Lineage: Eukaryota; Fungi; Ascomycota; Dothideomycetes; Pleosporales; Pleosporaceae. The coding region runs from base 1 to 1431 and encodes 476 amino acids.